Messenger RNA from Babesia bovis T2Bo, 1175 nucleotides. RefSeq names its product Glycerophosphoryl diester phosphodiesterase family protein. The transcript has a single exon. Lineage: Eukaryota; Apicomplexa; Aconoidasida; Piroplasmida; Babesiidae. The record is from RefSeq and is a predicted model, not a curated record. The coding region runs from base 6 to 1067 and encodes 353 amino acids. Gene Ontology annotation, biological process: lipid metabolic process. Gene Ontology annotation, molecular function: phosphoric diester hydrolase activity.
UUUUAAUGGCUUAUUCUAAUUCCGUACAAAAAAGGGAAAAUAUGGUGCGCCCUUUGAUUUACGGUCACCGUGGUAUGGGCUGCAGCCUACCAGGCGCCUUGUCCUUCUUUCCUGAGAAUUCUAUGACAUCAUUCCGUGAAGCCCAAAGAAUUGGUGCCGAUGGUAUUGAAUUGGAUGUCUUCCUUUCAAAGAACAAUGAAUUAUUAGUUAUGCAUGGCUAUUUACAAAAGCACAGUCUCUGUCUUACUACAAUGAAGCGCAAAGCCGAUUCUGGCAUUCAACGCUUCAACACUGAUAAUUAUGUCGAAUCAGAGGAUGUACAUGCAACAGAUUUGGUGUUAAAAAAGCCUUGGAGGUUAACACAGAAGUCCAUAGAACUGCAGGAAAUUCCACAACAUAACGGAAGUAAUACCGAUAUUUUUGAAGAGUACAUAUCGAAUAUGGAACAAUCGGAUUCUGGAGAAUGUGUUCCUACGCUGGAUCAGGUGUUAGUCGAGUUCGGUGACUCCUUGAAAUACGACAUUGAGCUUAAAGGUUCUAACGUUGACUUGGGCCUUCGAGUUUUAGAUGUUUUAUCUAAACAUCCAGGUUUGGACGUUGUUAUAUCUUCUUUUCAAUGGGUAGCUCCAAAUUUAAAUCUUUCCUCAUCGCGUGCCAACAAUCCUUUGGAGCAAUAUCCCAAUGGAACUGAUGUAGUGGACUUGCUAGGCCCACUUAUCAACAACAAGCUUAACAUACCAAUUGCGUUGUUAUUCAACAACGAAACAUCUGAGUUGCCAAGCCUCGAACGCAUUGUUGAGUGUUGCCGACACUACAAUGCUACGUGGGCUGUUGUCUCCCAUGAGUUCUGGAAGAUGGGUACACCAAUUUUGGGCUCUGAUGUCAAGGGUAAAGAGGCAGUACCAUAUCUUGUCAAUUACAUGCAUGAUCAUGGUCUUAAAGUUAUGAGCUACUUCCUAGAAUCACGCCCUGAUAGCGACGAAGAGCUGCAGGUACAAAUAGAAUCAGGUAUGGAUGCAGUAUGCCCCAACGAUGUAGUGAAAUGUCUUGGGUUUGUCAAUAAAUGACAUUUUUCGGUAUUAAAUAUAUUGCAAUCAAACAACAGAGUCAAUCCUAAACAGUGGGAGUUCAUAAUUACACUGCUAGGAAACAACCAAUCAAAACAAAUGUUUUUA